AUGAAGAUCGCAAUUACCGGGGCUCGUGGAUCUGUUGGAAAAACCUUGGUGAAACUCUGCUCCGAAGCAGGUCAUCAUACAGUGCAGAUCAAUCGCACUCAUACCGAACACGAUGGAACACUGAAUUCGGAGAUGAGGACUGCAGACAUUGCCAACAAUUAUGACGCUACACUUGAAGCCUUCAAAGGCUGUGACGCGAUAAUACACUUCGCCGCUGUUCCAGAUCCAAUCGGGAAGACCAAUUGGUAUGUCCAUAAUAACAAUGUCAACGCGGCUUUCAAUGGAUUCCACGCCGCCGGUGAAUUGGGAAUAAAGCGAGUAUGCUAUGCAUCAUCAGUCAAUGCCAUCGGUUUGGCUUUCGCGAAUAAGCCCCUACACUUCGAUUACUUUCCCAUCGAUGAAGAUGCGCCACAGCGGCCUACAGAUGCUUACGCUUUGGCUAAAGCCGAAGCCGAGUAUCAAGCCAGGUGCUUCACUGAUUGGUUCCCGGGGUUGAGUAUAGCCUGUUUGAGAAUACACGAGGUUGCCCCGUUGAAGGAGGUUAGGGAAAGACACCACGAUAGAUGGCAAGAAUCUGGGGUUCAACAACUUUGGGGGUGGGUUAGUCCUCGUGCAGUGGCAAGAGCUUGUAUUUUAGCAGUUGAAAAGAGUGAGAGCAUCAAAGGAUUCGAGGUAAUAAAUAUCAUUUCCCCGACUACAACACAGGAGAUACCGUCGGCAGAACUCGCUCGAAAGUAUUUUCCUCUGGCGGAGAUUAGAGGCGACAUGUCAAAAAACCAGGCAUUCUGGAGCACUGAAAAGGCCGCUAGACUUCUCGGCUGGACGCAUAUUGAAAUAGAAUGA
Messenger RNA from Talaromyces amestolkiae, 843 nucleotides. RefSeq lists its product as uncharacterized. The transcript has a single exon. Bases 1 to 843 code for a protein of 280 amino acids. Lineage: Eukaryota; Fungi; Ascomycota; Eurotiomycetes; Eurotiales; Trichocomaceae. The record is from RefSeq and is a predicted model, not a curated record.